Tachysurus vachellii is the source of this 2421-nucleotide messenger RNA. It is a transcript of the gene fam131ab, whose product is annotated as family with sequence similarity 131 member Ab. The record is from RefSeq and is a predicted model, not a curated record. The transcript has 6 exons. NCBI's taxonomy places the organism in Eukaryota, Metazoa, Chordata, Actinopteri, Siluriformes, Bagridae. Bases 412 to 1290 code for a protein of 292 amino acids.
UGCGCUCUUGCAUAAACAAAAAAGCAAAAGCAGCAAAAAUAUAUAUAUACGUUGCUGGAAGCGCGCGGACUUUAGAAGAAGGAGAUUGGGAAAGUGAAGAAGAAUAAAAAGAAAAAGUAAAUAUCCGUCCCGCUCGCGACGACAACCAACCAAUGCUGCGGCUACCGCCUGGGAAACAGAGCACGCAAGCGCUGUCCCGCCGCCAAGGUGCUGAAACGCACGCGUCGAGUCUUCCCCGCGUGACGUAGUGUGGCGGGUGUACCGUUUCGUGUGGACUGGAGCACUGAGAGUUCCAUAUCUGACCUCGCACUAUUGGGUGCUAGCACACACGGUGGUUUGUCACAUCUUCUGGGCGUACCGUUUGAGGAGCUGGAUCGUUACAUUGAGGUAAAUGUUGAGGACCCUGACACUAUGUUGCCCAAAUCCAGAAGAGCUCUCACAAUUCAGGAGAUCGCAGCACUCGCCAGAUCCUCACUUCAUGGUAUAUCUCAGGUGGUGAAGGAUCACGUAACAAAGCCAACAGCGAUGGCGCAGGGACGUGUCGCUCACCUGAUUGAGUGGAAAGGAUGGUGCAAACCUACCGAUACUCCCAACGCCCUCGAGUCUGACUUUAACUCCUACUCAGAUCUGUCAGAGGGCGAGCAGGAGGCUCGCUUUGCUGCUGGUGUGGCAGAACAGUUUGCCAUCGCCGAGGCAAAACUUCGUGCCUGGUCUUCAGUAGACGGAGAUGAAUCAAAUGAUGAUUCGUAUGAUGAGGACUUCCUGUCUGCUAACGAGCCCACAACACAGAGUACAGAUCUUUCUUCGUACCCUCAUUACCUGCGUGACCUCAUACACACUCGGGUCUGUGAGGCUCGGAUGCGUGAAGCUGAAAGUGGAGUCGCAGUCGAUCUUUCGCCACCGGCAGGAUUGGCAGGGUCGCCCCCGGACACACUGGAGUCCAGCACAUGCAGCUUGGACGAGACACACCCAUUGCUGCGUGACCUCGGUCGCUGUGGUGACAACCUCACUGCCAAGAUCCUGGGUGCGCUGCAUGGCAGGGAGGACCUCCUGCUUUUAGCACGCCUCCAGAGGGCAGGGCAAAGGCGGAGCCAUUUGUUCUCUGAGACGUUUGAAGAUGAUGAUGCGCCUUGCAAGGACUGUAGGAGCGGGGCUUGGUGCACGCAGGAAUAUUCCGCACGGAGGAAAGUUUCAGAUGUUGCUUCAUCCGGCGUGGUGUCACUCGAUGAGGAAGAUGAAGAUGAAGCAGACGAAGAUGCAGAAGAGGAAGAGGAGGAAAGAGAGCAGUGAACACUCGCUAUUCUAUUCCAGUCACAACCCCAGUUUCUGUUGGGAAUGUUUGAUUCGGCAUGUUUGUUUUAGACUCCGCCCCUCUCAUUUGCAUACAGACAGUUGUCUAAUGCCGACAAUAUCGUUUUUUUGUUGUUGUAUUUUUUUACAGCGUCUCAACAAUCUUUUCGGCAGUGCGGUGGAAAGGAAGAGGUUGAACUUGAACUGGAGGCCAUGCCUAUAACAUUUGCAAGAAAAUUACAUUAAAAAUGGAUCAAGUGAAGAAAAUGUCAUAAAAAACAAUGGAGAAAUGAAAGACUGAAAAUUUUCUUCUGCAUGUAUCGUAAGUCGAAUGCUUGAACGCUCGGAUUUGCACCGUCCAGUCUAUUUUUGCACGGUUUUGUGAAUUUUGGCUGUCCUGUUUAGCUCCGCCCCUUUUCUCGACAUUUCUGGCCCCAUUGCAUUCUGGGUCCUGGUUGCGCAUCCUUUGGGCAUGGCUGCUUGCUACAGAAACUCUUAUUGUAAUCUGCCAAACUGUUCGCCGUCACAAUCAACGACGAGAAAAUGCUGGAAUGUUGAAUAUUUGUAGUGUGAUGGGAAAAUGUAUUUUAAAACCAAGCAUAAAAAAAGAUUUUUUUCUUUCCUGGACUAAUUUUGUAAUCACUCAUUAUUAUUAUUAUUAUUAUUAUUAUUAUUAUUAUUAUUAUUAUUAUUAUUAUUAUUAUUAUUAUAGUCACAGUAUUUCCUUUUUUCUCUUAAUAAUCUCGGUGUGUGGUGAAGAACAGAAAGGAUUUGUGUCGAGGACGUUUCAGGGAUUGUGGGAAAGUCGGUCUAUUUUUGUACAUGUGAUUUUUUGCGGCAUGUCUGUGAGCGUGCGAUGCGUCAGAAAAGCUCUUCUCUCUUUCUUUGUUACAGAAAAAAAAGAUGUUUUUUUUUAUUGUGUCCUUCAGCUUUGUUUUUUAAGAGGAACAAUGUGACCAUGCUCGAUGUGACCUCUUCGAGAAACAUCUCAUUUUUUCUUUAUUCUCCAUAAAUGUCAAGUACUCUCUCUCUCUCUCUCUCUCUCUCUCUCUCUCUCUCUCUCUCACACACACACACACACACACACACACACACACACACACACACACACACACACACACACACACAGAG